UCGAAUUGAAACUAGAUAAGUGCGCAAUGAUUCCUCAAAAUUAGUUUUUGUGAUCAUUCUGAACAUGUGAACAUCCCUUAGGUAUCUACGUUACCUAAAACAAUAAGUACUCAUUACAUAUAAGCUAAAAUAAGAAGUACUUAUUACAUAACAAGCUUCAUUAAUGAUCAGAGUGCAGUCAUCGUUUGAAGAGAAGAAAAAAGAAUUGUAAUACUGGCUGACAACAAUGUUCAAAUACUCAAGAAAAACUAUUUUAAAAUUGUCCUCUACAAUCGUUAUCGUGGUAAUAAUUUGGAAAAUAGAAGCCAACCCAAAAUGCUCCGACGAUUCACCUCUUAUUGUCCCAAAAUACCAUCUAAUGGAAAAAUGCUACAGAUCUAAGCUUGGAUUGGCUGCCAAGGCCAAAUACACAUCUCUGGUUAGUUGCCUAAGGCUUGGCAUUGAGAAGAAGGCUUUAUCUUUGAACUUCAGUCCUCGUGAAGCGGCGAAGAUGAUGAAGGAGCCGUUGGAGUAUACUUGUGAGGUAUUAAAGUGCGCAGAGGCUGACGGUGGCCUGUCAUUGGUCAAUGAUACGAGAUUCGAUUAUUACAGCAUUUAUGCUAGACCUUUACCAAAUAUGAAUUCCACCUGCGUACCAGCCACUGGAAUGUUCUUCCUCAUCACCCAGAGGUACAACUACACAGAAGGCAUGAAGCAAUGUAGGAACAUUAGCGGAGUAUUGGCUGACGUCACGAGCGAACAGAGAACCGAUGCGCUAGCGCAGCUGUUGGCCGGGGCCGGUGUGGACACGGCCUUAGUAGGGAUGAGGAGGAAGAAUGAGAGCGUCUUCUAUGGGGCCCAUGGUGACUCGCUAGAAUGCACGACAUACCGCGCUUGGGCGCCUGGACAUCCUAGACGAUAUUAUAAUAAGUAUGAUUGCGUGGUGAUCACUCGACAGCGGACAUGGAAAUCCACAUCAUGUAACAAAACGUACCCAGUUCUUUGUGAGUUAAUACCCGGAGGACCUUAUAAAAGGGGCUCAAUAUUUGUCUCUAGAAAAAUUAAUGUUACGGACCCUGCAAGUAAUCGUACUGAUAAUAACAGUAAUUAAGACCUGUUGAGUACCUAUAGUGAAAUUUUAAGACAUGCCAGAAAAAAAUAAUAGAUUUAUAUAUAUCUAAUUAAAUUCUUUUUUCUAUAGCUUC
Molecule: messenger RNA, 1184 nt
Organism: Plodia interpunctella (Indianmeal moth)
Lineage: Eukaryota; Metazoa; Arthropoda; Insecta; Lepidoptera; Pyralidae
Gene: CTL6
Exons: 4
Coding region: 227-1090 (287 amino acids)
Source: RefSeq, a predicted model, not a curated record